Molecule: messenger RNA, 1859 nt
Organism: Pelagomonas calceolata
Lineage: Eukaryota; Pelagophyceae; Pelagomonadales; Pelagomonadaceae
Source: the annotation of a GenBank genome assembly
GGCGCUCCUGGCGCUACGCAAGCUGCGGGCCCUAACCGCAGCCCCCGGCCGCGAAACGGCGUCCAGGCGCCGUCGAGGCUGCCUGCAGCCCGAAUACGCAGGCGCUGCGCCCCGCCGUCGUCGCGCGCGCGAGUAAACCUGGGUGUCGGACAGCAUGUCCGACGCCGGUACGACGCCGGCGCCGGACGCGACGGACCCCGACGACGACGACGCGGUCUGCGACGCGCCCGGCGUCUUGCUGCGACAGGGCCGCGGCUACGCUACGGUACCGCCCUUCCUUGCCGAGGCCCCGUGGCCCGCCGCUUCCAAGCUCUGCCACCUGUCUCUAUCCGCAAACAAGCUCACUUCUUUGUCUACACUACGAUCGUUGCCGCACCUGCAAGUUUUAGAUGUCUCGCGCAACGCCCUCGAGUCUCUGGACGGCGUCGCGCAACUGAGUAAUCUGCGCGUACUACAAGCACAUGAGAAUAGGAUCGGCAAGCGCGAGCGGUGCACCUUACCAUUACAAGAACUCGACUUCCUCGAGGAGCUCUGGCUCGGCAGUAAUGAAAUAGAGGCCCCGUCCGAAUUGCUGUGUCUGGAGCACGUAGCGACACUACGAGUGCUGGAACUCGGACCGAAUCCAAUACAAGACGCGUCCGAGUUGGGCGACUACCGGUCCUUUGUUGUGUCCUUAUUUCCUCGACUGAGGUGGUGCGACGGCAAUCCCGUGACGGUGGAGGAUCGUACAGAAGCGGACGCCUUCUCCAGUAGUAAGGCGGGCGAGGUCGCGCGGCACCGGUUGCGCGCGGACGAGCGGAGUCGGGAGCUGCACAACCGCAAGAUCGAGUCCGCAAUGAAGACGCCGGCGCCCGCCGCCUCGUCGCGGACGCCCUCGGUGACGGCGACGCCGACGCCCGCCGCCCCGAGGCUGGUCUCGGGGUCGCGAGUUACGGAGUCGAGCCGCUCGGCGGAACCGACAACGGCGCCGACGCCGGCCUCGGACGCGGACGACCUGCCCGCGCUGAAGCGGAGCCCGUCUCCUGUACAACCGCGCCCUCGGCGCCUGCCGAGCGACGACAUGUCGCUCGCCGACGCCGUCGCGGGCCUCGACACUAAAAAACCGCGAGAAAAACCGAAACGUAGAAGAAGGAAGAAGCCCAAGUCGCCUCCUUUGCCGCCCAUCGUGCAGGACGCCACCAGGACAACGUGGCCCGCGGCACCCUCGAAAUUUACCCCCUACGAGGCCUCCUACAAGAGCGGCAAGACCAUUGCGGUGGCGGGCCACGCCGACGGUUCGGUGGUCUGCAGAUGGCCUAGAGGAGGCGUCUCCGUCGCGUCGGACGCGCAGUGUCUGCGCUGUUUUUACGAGACCGGUCAACUCGCGCUGGUCGCGGACGCGCGCGGCGCCGUGGCCGUGACAAGACGAGAUGGAAGGACCGUAUUGGCGUUGCAUGCUUCUGGGGGUGGUUUUCGAGGCGACGACAAAGGGAGUUGUGCGGAGGCGUGGGCGUCCGCGAGAGACGCGCCGCAGCAGCCGCUGUUUAUCGAGUUACGGGCGGAUCCUGGCAAGAAGGCGUCGCUGGGAGUUAUUGUCGACGCCAAAGCCCACUACGCGACGGCCUUUUUUUGCCACAAAAAUGUUAGGGUCGCGUGCCCGCAAAACGGCGGCGUGCGACAACUACCGCCGGGCACGGACGUCUUUGGGAGGGCGCGGUCGCUCCCGCCGCCGUCAUCACGGAAAAAACAGUUGCCUCUCGAUUUGCCGCCGGGCUCGCCGGCUGCGUCGCACGCCGACCUGCUGGCGCGGAUCCGCGAGUCGACGACGCGGCUCGCGGGGCUGACGGCGGGGCUGGACGACUAAUGGACCUUUUGUGUUU